Molecule: messenger RNA, 6774 nt
Organism: Arvicola amphibius (Eurasian water vole)
Lineage: Eukaryota; Metazoa; Chordata; Mammalia; Rodentia; Cricetidae
Gene: Plxna3
Product: plexin A3
Exons: 33
Coding region: 159-5822 (1887 amino acids)
Biological process (GO): semaphorin-plexin signaling pathway involved in axon guidance; negative regulation of cell adhesion; regulation of GTPase activity
Cellular component (GO): semaphorin receptor complex
Molecular function (GO): semaphorin receptor activity; protein binding
Source: RefSeq, a predicted model, not a curated record
GACGGCGGUUGCAGUUUUCACUGCGCGCGGGGUGAGGCUGAGUGGCCACGCGAGUGGGGCUGCUGUAGGGCACGGGGACACGUCCACGUGGCCAGGAGUGGCUACCCCGAGUCAGCCACGUUGGAGGGACAGGCCUGUCCCUGGUACAGCUGCCGGUCAUGCCCACUGUCUGCCUUCUCCCAUUGCUGUUCUUCACUAUAGGAGGGUGCCUGGGCAGCAGCAGGCCCUUUCGUACCUUUGUGGUGACAGAUACCAAACUGACUCACCUGACUGUCCACCGAGUGACUGGGGAGGUAUUUGUAGGUGCAGUGAACCGAGUUUUCAAGCUGGCUCCAAACCUGACUGAGCUACGGGCCCAUGUUACAGGGCCCGUUGAGGACAAUUCUCAUUGCUACCCACCCCCUAGCAUGCGUGUGUGCUCCCAUCGCCUGGUGCCUGUGGACAAUGUGAACAAGCUGCUUCUCAUAGACUAUGCAGCCCGUCGUCUGGUAGCUUGUGGCAGUAUCUGGCAGGGCAUCUGCCAAUUCCUGCGUCUGGAUGAUCUCUUCAAGUUGGGUGAGCCCCACCAUCGCAAGGAGCAUUACCUGUCAGGGGCCCAGGAGCCUGACUCCAUGGCUGGUGUCAUUGUUGAACAGGGCCAGGGGCCUAGCAAGCUGUUUGUGGGCACUGCAGUUGAUGGCAAGUCUGAAUACUUUCCCACCUUAAGUUCCCGUAAGCUCAUCGACGAUGAAGACAGUGCAGAUAUGUUCAGUCUGGUGUACCAGGAUGAGUUUGUCUCCUCUCAGAUCAAGAUUCCUUCAGACACACUUUCCCUGUACCCUGCCUUUGACAUCUACUACAUAUAUGGCUUUGUCAGUGCUUCCUUCGUGUACUUCUUAACACUGCAGCUGGACACCCAGCAAACGCUGCUGGAUGCAGCAGGCGAGAAAUUCUUCACAUCCAAGAUUGUGCGCAUGUGUUCAGGAGACUCAGAGUUCUACUCUUAUGUAGAGUUUCCCAUUGGCUGCUCCUGGCAUGGUGUGGAGUACCGCUUAGUGCAGAGUGCCCACUUGGCCAAGCCUGGCCUGCUCCUGGCCCAGGCUUUGGGUGUGCCAGCCGAUGAGGAUGUCCUCUUCACCAUCUUCUCUCAGGGCCAGAAGAACCGAGCCAGCCCGCCUCGGCAGACCAUCCUUUGCCUCUUCACCCUCAGCAACAUCAAUGCCCACAUCCGGCAGCGAAUCCAAUCAUGCUACCGUGGGGAGGGCACACUGGCCCUGCCCUGGCUGUUGAAUAAGGAGCUGCCAUGCAUCAACACCCCCAUGCAGAUCAAUGGAAACUUCUGUGGGUUAGUGUUGAAUCAACCAUUGGGUGGCCUACAUGUGAUUGAGGGGCUACCCCUGUUGGCCGACAGCACUGACGGCAUGGCCAGUGUAGCUGCUUAUACCUACCACCAGCACUCUGUGGUUUUCAUCGGUACACGCAGUGGUAAUCUGAAGAAGGUGCGGGUUGAUGGCUCUCAGGAUGCCCAGCUGUAUGAGACAGUCUCUGUGGUAGAGGGCAGCCCCAUACUCCGAGACCUGCUCUUUAGCCCUGACCACCAGCACAUCUACGUCCUGAGUGAGAAGCAGGUGAGCCAACUCCCGGUGGAGACCUGUGAGCAGUAUCUGAGCUGCGCUGCAUGCCUGGGCUCAGGGGACCCACACUGUGGUUGGUGUGUGCUACAGCACAGGUGCUGCCGUGAAGGGGCCUGUCCAGGUGCCUCUGCUCCACAUGGCUUUGCUGAGGAUCUGAACAAAUGUGUACAGGUGCGGGUCUGGCCCAAUAAUGUGUCGGUGACAUCCCCUGGAGUGCAGCUGACCAUAGCCAUGCGCAAUGUGCCAGACCUUAGUGCGGGUGUGAGCUGUUCAUUUGAGGAGGUGACUAAAAGUGAGGCUAUUCUGCUGCCCUCUGGAGAGCUGCGUUGCCCUUCACCAUCCCUCCAGGAGCUCCAGACACUUAGCAGAGGACACGGGGCCACUCAUACUGUGCAGCUGCAGCUGCUCUCCAUGGAGACUGGUGUGAUGUUUGCUGGGGUUGACUUUGUCUUCUACAACUGCAAUGCCCUCCAGUCGUGCAUGUCCUGUGUUGGCAGCCCUUACCCCUGCCACUGGUGUAAGUACCGCCAUGUGUGUACCAGCCAUCCACACGAGUGCUCCUUCCAGGAGGGCAGGGUCCACAGCCCUGAGGGAUGCCCUGAGAUCCUGCCUCGAGGAGACCUCUUGAUCCCUGUGGGUGUCAUGCAGCCUCUAACCCUGCGGGCUAAGAAUCUGCCACAACCUCAGUCAGGCCAGAAGAAUUAUGAAUGUGUAGUCCGUGUACAGGGGCGGCAGCAUCGGGUACCUGCAGUGCGCUUUAACAGCAGCAGUGUGCAGUGCCAGAAUGCUUCGUAUUUCUAUGAAGGUGAUGAGUUUGGUGACACUGAACUGGACUUCUCUGUGGUCUGGGAUGGAGAUUUCCCCAUUGAUAAGCCUCCGAGCUUCCGAGCCCUUCUUUACAAGUGCUGGGCUCAGAGGCCUAGCUGUGGCCUCUGCCUCAAAGCUGAUCCCCGCUUCAACUGUGGCUGGUGCAUCUCAGAGCACAAGUGCCAACUGCGGGCUCACUGCCCAGCUCCCAAGAACAACUGGAUGCACCCAAGCCAGAAGGGUGCCCGAUGCAGCCAUCCCCGAGUCACCCAGAUCCACCCACUCACAGGACCCAAGGAAGGUGGCACCCGGGUCACCAUUGUGGGUGAGAACCUGGGCCUCAGUUUCCGUGAGGUUGGCCUGCGAGUAGCUGGUGUACGUUGUAACUCCAUCCCCACCGAAUAUGUUAGUGCUGAAAGGAUUGUAUGUGAGAUGGAGGAAUCACUGGUGCCCAGCCCACCACCUGGGCCUGCUGAGCUCUGUGUAGGUGACUGUUCAGCUGACUUUCGCACACAGUCCGAGCAGCUCUACAGCUUUGUGACCCCAACAUUUGACCGUGUGAGUCCUACUCGGGGCCCAGCUUCUGGGGGCACUCGGCUCACCAUCUCUGGAACUUCUCUGGAUGCUGGCAGCAGGGUCACAGUGAUUGUAAGAGAUGGCGAGUGCCAAUUUGUGAGGAGAGAUGCCAAGGCAAUCGUGUGUAUCUCACCUGUCUCCACCCUGGGCCCGAGUCAGGCCCCCAUCAGCCUUGCCAUUGACCAUGCCAACAUCUCCAGCCCUGGAGUCAUCUAUACCUACACCCAGGACCCCACUGUCACACACCUUGAGCCAACCUGGAGCAUCAUCAAGGCAGGGUGGUGGAGGGAGCCUGAGACCUUCCCUCAUCUGUCCAGUGGAAGUACUGCCAUCACUGUGAGUGGGACCCAUCUGCUGACGGUGCAAGAACCCCGUGUACGGGCAAAGUACCGUGGUAUUGAGACUACUAAUACAUGCCAGGUGAUCAAUGACACUGCAAUGUUAUGUAAGGCCCCUGGCAUCUUCCUUGGGCACCCUCAGCCUCGGGCCCAAGGCGAGCACCCUGAUGAGUUUGGCUUCUUGCUGGAUCAUGUGCAGACAGCUCGCUCCCUCAACCGUUCUUCCUUCACCUACUAUCCUGAUCCCAGCUUUGAACCACUUGGGCCAUCUGGUGUGCUAGAUGUCAAACCUGGCUCACAUGUUGUAUUGAAGGGCAAGAACCUGAUCCCUGCUGCAGCUGGCAGCUCCCGCCUCAACUAUACGGUGCUGAUUGGAGGACAGCCGUGUGCACUAACUGUUUCAGAUACUCAACUUCUGUGUGAUUCCCCUAGCCAGACAGGCCGGCAGCCAGUCAUGGUGCUGGUGGGUGGCUUGGAGUUCUGGUUGGGCACCCUGCACAUCACUGCUGAUCGGGCACUAACUUUACCAGCUAUGGUGGGGCUGGCAGCAGGGGGUGGGCUCUUGCUGCUGGCCAUCACUGCUGUGCUGGUCGCCUACAAGCGAAAGACUCAAGAUGCAGACCGAACACUGAAGCGGCUCCAGCUACAGAUGGACAACCUGGAAUCUCGUGUGGCGUUGGAGUGCAAAGAAGCUUUUGCUGAGCUACAGACAGAUAUCAAUGAACUGACAAACCACAUGGAUGGUGUGCAGAUUCCCUUCUUGGACUAUCGGACCUAUGCUGUGCGGGUGCUUUUCCCUGGCAUUGAGGCCCACCCAGUGCUCAAGGAGCUGGAUACUCCCCCCAACGUGGAGAAGGCCCUACGCCUGUUUGGGCAGCUGCUGCACAGCCGUGCCUUCCUGCUCACCUUCAUCCACACUUUGGAGGCCCAGAGCAGCUUCUCUAUGCGUGACCGUGGCACUGUAGCGUCACUCACCAUGGUGGCCCUGCAGAGCCGGCUUGACUAUGCCACUGGACUACUCAAGCAACUGCUGGCUGACCUCAUAGAGAAAAACCUGGAGAGCAAGAACCACCCAAAGCUGCUAUUGCGCAGGACAGAGUCAGUGGCUGAGAAGAUGCUCACCAACUGGUUUACAUUCCUGCUGCAUAAGUUCCUGAAGGAGUGUGCCGGGGAGCCACUUUUCCUGCUGUACUGCGCCAUUAAGCAACAGAUGGAGAAAGGUCCCAUUGAUGCCAUAACAGGCGAGGCCCGCUACUCCUUAAGUGAGGAUAAACUCAUCCGGCAGCAGAUUGACUAUAAGACCCUGACUCUUCAUUGUGUGUGCCCGGAGAGCGAGGGCAGUGCUCAGGUCCCUGUGAAGGUUCUCAACUGUGACAGCAUCACCCAGGCCAAAGACAAGCUGUUGGAUACUGUGUACAAGGGUAUCCCAUACUCUCAGCGCCCCAAAGCUGAGGACAUGGACUUGGAAUGGCGCCAGGGCCGCAUAGCCCGAAUCAUCCUUCAAGAUGAGGAUGUCACUACAAAGAUAGAGUGUGACUGGAAGAGGGUCAACUCACUGGCCCACUACCAGGUGACAGAUGGUUCCUUAGUAGCCCUGGUGCCCAAACAAGUGUCUGCCUAUAACAUGGCCAACUCCUUCACCUUCACCCGUUCACUCAGUCGCUAUGAGAGCUUGCUCCGUGCUGCCAGCAGCCCGGAUAGCCUCCGUUCUCGAGCACCUAUGCUUACACCUGACCAGGAGGCAGGGACCAAGCUGUGGCAUCUGGUGAAGAACCAUGAUCAUGCUGAUCACCGAGAGGGAGACCGUGGCAGCAAGAUGGUCUCAGAAAUAUAUCUGACAAGGCUGCUGGCCACCAAGGGCACAUUGCAGAAGUUUGUGGAUGACCUAUUUGAAACUGUGUUCAGUACAGCCCAUCGGGGCUCAGCUUUACCCUUGGCCAUCAAGUACAUGUUUGACUUCCUGGAUGAACAGGCUGAUCAGCGCCAGAUCAGUGACCCUGAUGUGCGCCACACCUGGAAAAGCAACUGCUUACCUCUGCGUUUCUGGGUGAAUGUGAUCAAGAACCCGCAGUUUGUGUUUGACAUCCACAAGAAUAGCAUCACGGAUGCCUGUUUGUCAGUGGUGGCCCAGACCUUCAUGGACUCCUGUUCUACAUCAGAGCACCGUCUGGGCAAGGACUCCCCUUCCAACAAGCUGCUCUAUGCCAAGGAUAUCCCUAAUUACAAGAGCUGGGUGGAGAGGUACUACCGAGAUAUCGCAAAGAUGGCAUCAAUCAGUGACCAGGACAUGGAUGCCUACCUAGUGGAACAAUCCCGCCUCCAUGCCAAUGACUUCAAUGUCCUAAGUGCACUCAGUGAGCUCUACUUCUAUGUCACCAAGUAUCGUCAAGAGAUCCUUACCUCGCUGGACCGAGAUGCCUCUUGUCGGAAGCACAAGCUUCGACAGAAGCUGGAGCAGAUCAUCAGCCUGGUGUCCAGCAGCAGCUGAGUGGGGAGAUGGUGAGGAGGGGGCUUCUCACUUCUGAGCCAUUCUCUGAGCCAGGGGAGUGGCUGGCUCUAGCAUGAGUCUCUAUGGCUGAGAUCCAGAUCUGGUGGUGUUGGGGAGGUUACCAGGCCAGGUUGCCUCCGUCACACCUGGGCCCCCUUCAUUAGUGCCUUGCUUUGGGUCCUGCAGGGGGAGGGGUGAUAGGACCAAGCUCCCCCCUACCAGCAGCAGCAAUACCCCCACCCUCUUGCCUUGUGUUCCUAUGUCAAGAGAGCCCUUGCCCUCCUAGCUCUACACCCUACCUACCUAUUUAUUAACCUAACCCCACCUUAAUUUCCACAUGUAAAUAUACAUGUCCCUUGGGAUAUUUCCAGCCUCACAGACCUGCCUCCUUGGUUGAUCUGGGCCUUGUUUCCUGUCCUGGUUCCUUUGUGACAUUGCCAGCCUUGGCUCAGCCUCUGGCAUUUCACCUUUGCUGUGUCAGGCCCCACUUGUCCUAAGAGAGCCUCAGUACCAGCAGCAUUUGGUGUUGGAUGAUACAUCUUGAAGCUGCCCUCAGAUUGGCUGGGCCUGGCCAGCCACUGUUCCUCUACAGAUGUUUCAGGAGUCAGACCAUAUUUUCAUGGGGCCUGUUGUCUCUGAGAGUACUAUAACCAGGUUGUGCUUGGGCCUGAUGUGAUGAGCCUGAGCCUCUGGGACAUUCCUUGUGUCCCUACUGCCAAAUUUCCUCAUUGUUGUAGGCACUUGCCCUGAAGCCCUUCAGCCUCAGCUGCCCCAUCAUGUGCCCACCCCUAAGGGGCCAAGGUGGCAGUGCCUUACUGUUUUGUGUCUCCUGCCUCUUCUGAGGAAUCUGACCCUAUCUGAUGGUUCCAGACCCCCAGUCUACUCUUCUUUUGUUGCAUGAGUUUUUCUUUGUUGUUGUAAUUUUUUUCCUAAUUAAAUGUUGGGAAAUGGG